Brenthis ino (lesser marbled fritillary) is the source of this 1665-nucleotide messenger RNA. Lineage: Eukaryota; Metazoa; Arthropoda; Insecta; Lepidoptera; Nymphalidae. The record is from the annotation of a GenBank genome assembly.
AUGAUGAAAGUACAUCCAAAAAUUCCUCCGAAUUAUGGUAAACGAAAACAUAAAAAAAGUAAUAAAUGGUUUGAGAAAACGAGUCUUAAGCCUAAAACGGACGAUGUCGGGCCCUUAUCAUUGUUGGCAGCCAGCUUGCGACAUCAGACUACUGAGUUCUUCAACAAAUCCACGUUACACGGUGUUCGUUAUAUUACAGAGAAAGAACGACCGUUUUGUGAGAAGUUUAUGUGGUUCAGUUUCACAGCCAUAGGAGCCGUCGCUACUUGUAUUAUUAUUGUAAGUCUAUGGGAAAAAUUUCAAACUAAUCCAACAAUUACAGGCUUAGAUACUGAUUUUCAUAACUGGGACGUUCCUUUUCCGGCCGUCACAAUGUGCGAUCAAAAUCCUGUAGACGAAGAACUCCUUCAAGAAUAUAUUGAAAAUAUUUGGGGUUCUGAGCCUCCUGCAAAAGCUGAAGAUAUGCUACGAUGGUUGGCAACUCUCAGCUAUCAAUCCAUAGCAGCGAGGUCGUCUGAAUUUACUACGAAGCCCGACCUCGUAGGUCGAAGUCAGAAUGAUGGCCCUGAACCAGCAUUGAAACCUAAAGAUGCAGUUCUUAGCAUUGUAUCGCAUUCUGAGAAUGUAUUGUAUGAUUGCGAAUGGAAAGGCGAUUCUGAAGAGUGUUCUGAUUUACUAUCACCAGUAUUUACGGAAAUGGGGUUCUGUUAUGCCUUUAAUUCACGACAUGCUGAAAAAUCUUGGCCUUGGCAGGGUCAACCUGAGCCUUUCGCAGUGGCUUUUAUUCACGAAACCGACGAUAAGUGGUCCUUCUUGUUUAAUUCCCUUCGCAACGACACUACCAUAGAUAUUUAUAUACAUUCUUCAGAAGAAAUAGCUGGUUUAGAACAAAGCCCUCAGCAUUCUUGGGAUCGACGCGUCGAAAAAGUUUCUUUUUCAGUUAAACAUACAUACACCACAGAGGAUGCCCGCCAGCUUUCGAUACGCCAACGGCGAUGCGUUUUCCAUGAUGAGCAGAUUCUAGAAACGUCAAAUAUUUACACGUAUUCGGCUUGUAUGCGACAAUGUCGAAUGCAGCGAUGUCGGUCAUUUUGCAAAUGUGUACCGCACUUUUAUCCAGCUAUCAAAGGCUAUAGAUAUUGCACAGUGAAGGAGUUAGAAUGCAUCGCUAAGCAUGUGACCGCGAUCACUGAUAUCACUCAUUGUUUGUGUGAAUUAGGAUGCUCCCACACUGUUUAUGAAGUUGAAAAACUUACAGAUAUUGAUACUAGCAAAGGCUCGACAGCGACAAAUUCCUUAGAAACUGAGUUUGUGUCUUGGCCGAUGGUGCGAUAUAAGCGAGAGGUGCUUUUUGGAUGGGUGGAUCUUUUAGUGUCGUUUGGCGGUAUAGCUGGAUUGUUCCUUGGUUUUUCCCUUCUAUCGGGAGUGGAACUUAUUUACUACUUCACACUACGCGCGUGUUGCUCCGCCGUGCGCGACAAGGAAAUGCUGAUACAAGAGCGCACUGAGCGACUCUCUAAGCCGAAACCACCGCACAAUCUAAGCUUAGUGCCUUGGUGGAAAGAACCCCCGAUGAGCCCAGCCGAGAUGCCGAUAAAACUGAAGGUCAAUGACAUUCAACCGCCUCAGUACUCCCCACCGCCGGGCUACUCAGAGUACCUGCCG